UGAAUUGUUGACACUGCUUGCACAAGAAGCCAUUGUUCAGGCAGAGCACGAAGAAUUACUCUCAAUGAACCACGAUCUCAUGCGCAAACUCCAAGCUGAGAGAGCAGAAAUUAUGAGAUUGCUAAGUCAGCUCACUGCUGUCACAAAAGCCAAUUCUACAAUUCAGGAAGAAAAUGUCACCCUCACCAGACGCAUCCAAGAGGAGCGCGAGGCAGUGGUGCGGCUCAGGGUCCAGCUGCAGCAGGCACACAAGUCUGUCCCUCACCAUCCUCCAGUUCCCCCUGUCUGCUAGCGGGGAACACAUCCUUGCUGAGAGAAACUGAAAACCCACCUAAAGAUACACUAAGAUUCCAACAAGCUCAUUGGUAGAGC
Penaeus monodon (black tiger shrimp) is the source of this 372-nucleotide messenger RNA. Its product is annotated as ralA-binding protein 1-A-like. Gene Ontology annotation, molecular function: GTPase activator activity; small GTPase binding. NCBI's taxonomy places the organism in Eukaryota, Metazoa, Arthropoda, Malacostraca, Decapoda, Penaeidae. Gene Ontology annotation, biological process: small GTPase-mediated signal transduction. The record is from RefSeq and is a predicted model, not a curated record.